UCUCUCUCUCUCUCUCUCUCUCUUACACACACACACACACAGUUCCCACUCUCUUCAGUUUCAGUGUCCUGCUUCUCUACUCCUCUGAGCUUGAAGCUCUUCUUCACAAGGCACAGAGAUUUGCGUAAGUUAUGAUCGGCUGUAAAGGAGCGACAGGAGCGUUCACUCAGCUCGGCUACUGAUGAAGGAGACAGGCUGAGCGCGUAACUCGGUUUGAGAGGGCAUCGUCAAUUAUUCUCAGAGAUCGAUCCUGCAGCGGAGGAGAAAUCAUUUUGCCCACACUGCUGCUCACAUUGUAGUGUUCGGGGGAAACUACGCGAAGAGACGGAUCUCCACCAGAAAAGCGUCAUUCAUAACUAACAGCCAUGGACCCCAGCAGCGUGCUUUUCCUCUAGAGGUCCAGCUCGCUGUUAGACAUCAGGAACCGGACCGACAGACAGGUGCAUCUCCCACCGAGGAUCUCUCCGCUUUAUCUCUGACCCGGUUCACUCGGAUAAGAGGAAGCUAACCUAGUGAGGGAGAAACGCCAGCCAUGACUGCCUAGCACUGACUUUCUUCCCCUGAGUCACCGAAGAGAGCACGACAAAGCCAUUACCUGUCUAUAGAGGAGCUGUGGUUUCUGUCAGACCAACAGUGGCUCAAACCCACAGAGAAGAUCUUCACAACUGCUCUGGAGGACUGACGAUCCUGCAUCAUGCAUCUCACCCCCCAAACCCUCUGCAUUCUUUUCCCUUUACUUGUUCUUGUCUCUUUCUUUGUCCCCUCAAAUGCUGACUCCCAUGACCUAACUUCCUCCAAUGCCAACUGUUCCCAAGGUGAUGCCUGCUCUGAGGGUGUGAUCCUACCAGUAUGGAACCCCCAGAAUCCUUCAGUGGGUGACAAGGUGGCUCGCGCCAUUGUCUACUUUGUGGCACUGGUGUAUAUGUUUCUUGGGAUGUCGAUCAUUGCAGAUCGCUUUAUGUCUUCUAUUGAGGUAAUCACUUCCCAAGAAAAGGAAAUCACCAUCAAGAGGCCCAACGGUGAGACCUGCACAGCUACAGUACGCAUCUGGAAUGAGACCGUCUCCAACUUAACCCUUAUGGCUCUUGGAUCUUCAGCCCCGGAGAUCCUGCUUUCAGUCAUUGAGGUGUGUGGGCAUCAAUUUGAGGCUGGAGAACUUGGCCCAAGCACCAUCGUGGGCAGCGCAGCCUUCAACAUGUUUGUCAUCAUUGGUCUUUGUGUCUUUGUGGUGCCUGAUGGGGAGACCAGAAAGGUCAAGCAUCUGCGAGUCUUUUUUGUGACGGCGGCAUGGAGCGUCUUUGCCUAUGUGUGGCUCUAUGUCAUCCUCUGUGUGUGGUCCCCUGGUGAGGUGGAGGUCUGGGAGGCAGUGCUCACCUUCCUCUUUUUCCCUGUGUGCGUGGUGCAGGCGUGGGUCGCUGACCGCCGCCUCUUCCUUUACAAGUACAGUCGCAAACACUACCGUGCUGACAAGAGCCACGGCAUUGUGGUGGAGACAGAAGGAGGGGAUGAAGGGGUGAAGGAGACAGCCUUCAACAAGAUGGACAUGCUGGAGCUGGAUGGCAUGGCGGCACACCUAGAUGGAAUGCUGGGGGUAGAGGAUGGUCUUGGAGGACGUGAUCAUGAGGACGAGGCCAGGAGAGACAUGGCCAGAACACUGAAAGAGCUCAAGCAGAGACAUCCAGAUAAAGAUAUGGAGCAGCUUAUAGAGAUGGCCAACUAUCAGUAUGUUAUUUCAUGGUAUUACUCUCAGGUGCUGAUGCAGCAGCAAAAGAGCCGAGCAUUUUACCGUAUUCAGGCCACGCGGAUGAUGACCGGAGCGGGGAACAUUCUGAAGAAGCAUGCAGCAGAUCAGGCCAGGAAGGUGGUGAGCAGUGGAGAGACGAGGGAGCAGGAGGAUGACCCCUACACCACACGUCUGGAGUUUGAACCUGCACUCUAUCAGUGCUUUGAAAACUGUGGCCUGCUGAAACUCACAGUGGCGAAGCAUGGCGGAGAUCCAGGGUGCACUGUAAAGGUUGACUUUCGUACAGAAGAUGGCACUGCCAACGCCGGCUCUGAUUAUGAAUUUGCUGAAGGCUCUCUGCUCUUCAAGCCCGGGGAGACCCUUAAAGAACUGACUGUGGGCAUAAUCGAUGAUGACAUCUUUGAGGAGGAUGAAUACUUCUAUGUGCAUCUGAGUAACCCACGUAUUGUAGGCGGAAACGAGGGCACUUUGCCGGAUGGAGGUGCUCCGGUUCUGAAGGCGGCUCUGGGAGAGGCUCACACAGCCACGGUGACCAUCUACGACGAUGACCACGCUGGAAUCUUCACGUUUGAGAGCGAGUCGACACGGGUCAGCGAGAGCGUAGGCAUCAUGCAGGUGAAGGUCCAGAGGACGUCUGGUGCCCGGGGGCUUGUCGCUGUCCCCUACCGCACCGUCGAUGGUACGGCCCGCGGUGGAGAAGACUACGAGGAAGCGUCUGGAAAACUGGAGUUCAAAAAUGACGAGACCAUGAAGAUUAUUGAAGUGAAGAUCAUUGACGAUGAGGAGUAUGAGAAAAACAAAAGCUUCACUAUUGAAUUGGGCGAGCCUGUUCUCCUGGAGAUUGGACAGAAACAUGGAGACUCCAAUGAAAACAAGCCAGCAGUGGGAGCAGAGGAAGAAGAGGUAGCUAAAAUGGGGUGUCCCAGUCUAGGAGACCACACCAGGCUGGAAGUGGUGAUUGAGGAGUCCUAUGAGUUCAAGAGCACAGUAGAUAAGCUCAUUAAAAAGACCAAUCUGGCUCUGGUAGUUGGAAGCAGCAGCUGGAGGGAGCAGUUCGUCAGCGCAGUAACCGUAAGCGCAGGCGAUGAUGAUGAGGAAGAGAGUGGCGAAGAACGCCUUCCUUCCUGCUUUGACUACAUCAUGCACUUCCUUACGGUCUUCUGGAAAGUUCUGUUCGCCUUUGUGCCUCCCACUGAGUACUGGAACGGCUGGGCGUGUUUCCUCGUAUCGAUCAUUUUGAUUGGUGUCUUGACGGCAGUGACGGGUGAUCUGGCCUCCCACUUCGGCUGCACCAUCGGCCUGAAGGACUCCGUUACAGCCGUGGUGUUUGUAGCACUGGGCACCUCAGUGCCAGACACUUUUGCCAGUAAGGUAGCUGCCAUUCAGGACCAGUAUGCUGACGCUUCUAUUGGGAACGUGACGGGCAGCAACGCAGUGAACGUGUUCCUGGGCAUCGGUGUGGCAUGGACCAUCGCCGCCGUGUACUGGCGCAGCAAGGGCAAAGCCUUCUAUGUGAACCCAGGCUCUCUGGCGUUCUCUGUCACACUCUUCACUGCUCUAUGUGUGGUGAGUGUAAGUGUGCUGCUGUAUCGCCGGCGCCCCUCGGUGUCAGGAGGAGAACUGGGUGGCCCACGGACUUGCAAACUGGUCACAUCUUUGCUUUUCAUCGGUCUUUGGCUUAUUUACAUUUUACUGGCGUCAUUGGAAGCAUACUGCCACAUUCCUGGAUUCUGAGACAGAAAUAAAGUAUGUGAAGAGACUUUCUGUUUACGUCUCACACUAGAUAAGCAGCUUCGUUAAGGUUUUAGUAUUUAAAUGAACUGUGAGUGUCAUGUUCCACAAUAUUUUCCCCUCUCUAAUCCUCUCGGUUCCAUAAUGAAGUACCUUACUGUGGAUUCUUAUGUCCCUUUGCCUUACUCGAAGAACUUGUUGGAAAAUUGUCUAAUCCUGUAACCAAUGAGCCUUUUUCGUUCCCUUUUUCCUGUUUGAGCCAAUUCUAACUCCUGUGUCAGAUAGAAGGACGUCUGAUUAUGUUUUUCUACACUUUUUGAAUGGCGUCAAGUGUCAAUAUCGUUAUUGUGUAAUUGUCAAUAUGGUAUUUUAGAAGGAAAUUUGGACCAAGGCAGACUGUCAGCGACAAAGCGGAUAAGAUGAUGAUGCUAUAUCCACGUUCAUGCUUGCGUACAGAAGGACGUUGUAAGAAAAAAGCAUUAGAGAUUCUUCGAAGAAAAACACACACUGAGACAAUCCUCAGUCUGGAAAACAACCUAAAAGACAGUGAGACAGGUCUAAAAUUAUUUGGAUGGUGCCGAAGAUCAAACAUUUCAAACUGCAUGAGCUGGUUUUUUGUGGAUCCUGCUGUCGUACACUAAAGAGGUUUUCCAGUGAAGAGUUCCCACUGACACAUGAAGCUCAUUUAGUCCAAGGCUCGUACCUGAAUCUCAAGCAUGCAGUGAAGAAGAAAGAGCUGUGCUACGCUGUACUGAUCUAUAUAAGCAGUAGGAGGUGGCAUUUACAACAUGGCCGCCACUCCCAACACACCAAGGGGAGAAGUGUUACUAUGGAAAUACUGAACAGUAACAGGAAAUGACCUUUGCCAUGUGUGUUCAGUGCAUGUACACACGCUCAGUCCCUGCUUGUGUGUCUACAGGAACUCACUGACUUUCAUGUGUCCCAAAAUACUAUUAUGAUUAUUAUUAUUAUUAUUAUGAUUAUUGUUAUUUUAUAUUGAUUACUUUGUCGUUAAUGUCCAGGUCAAAUGGUACUGUACGUUAUCAAUCGUCACUGUUUCUCUGUGGUCAAGCUCAGUAUUCGUUACAGCUGGCUUUAAAACCUGUGCUGUGAAGAUGAAGUGUCUGUGACUAUUUGUAUAGUGAUUGAAUAGGAGAAGGAGAAAGGAACAGGCAAAGUUACGACUACUUCCUCCUCCUUCUCCUUCUCCUCCUCCUCCUCCUCCUCCUCCUCCUCCUCUCUCAGUCCUGUAUUUCUGUGCUCAGAAUAGUCGUCCAUCACAGAGAGGAAACAGAGACAGCGAGGGGAAAAAAGAAAAUGAGUGUGACAGAUUUAGUACUUGUGCAGAUAUUUAGCUAUUCUAAGUAGCUACUGAUGCCUGAUCCAUUGUUUUGAGUGAUAGAAUGCGUGCGUGGGGUAUUUUUAGCUAUUCCUGUUGCUAGGCGACCAGCGCAGAGUCAUUGUCUCAUGUGUGCUUGUGUGUGCGUGUGUGUGUGCGUGUGUGUGUGUGUGUUAAGCGUCCAACCCAAAGCAUCCCAAUGAGGAAAUAAGUGUUUUAAUUGCAUUCCAUAUCUAGCUAGACUGAGUGUGUGUGUGUGUGUGUGUGUGAGAGAGAGAGAGAGAGAGAGAGAGAGAGA
Messenger RNA from Hemibagrus wyckioides, 5112 nucleotides. RefSeq names its product solute carrier family 8 member 4b (gene slc8a4b). The transcript is spliced from 10 exons. NCBI's taxonomy places the organism in Eukaryota, Metazoa, Chordata, Actinopteri, Siluriformes, Bagridae. Gene Ontology annotation, cellular component: sarcolemma; axon; postsynapse. Bases 695 to 3478 code for a protein of 927 amino acids. Gene Ontology annotation, molecular function: calcium:sodium antiporter activity. The record is from RefSeq and is a predicted model, not a curated record. Gene Ontology annotation, biological process: sodium ion transmembrane transport; cell communication; calcium ion import across plasma membrane.